Molecule: messenger RNA, 609 nt
Organism: Tarenaya hassleriana
Lineage: Eukaryota; Viridiplantae; Streptophyta; Magnoliopsida; Brassicales; Cleomaceae
Exons: 4
Coding region: 1-609 (202 amino acids)
Biological process (GO): xylulose metabolic process
Cellular component (GO): cytosol
Molecular function (GO): D-xylulokinase activity
Source: RefSeq, a predicted model, not a curated record
AUGACGAGUCCAUGGAGAAGCAAGGAAGUGCAGGUUGGUUAUGAUCCUGAAAGUGAAUCAUAUCCAUCGUGGCUGCUCUCUCAACCUUAUUCUUGUCUCUUGCCUUCCGUUCAAGCACCUGGAACUUCAAUAGGCCAUCUGAAAGCAGAUAUUAAAAACCAAUUCGGAUUUCCAGAUGAUUGCAUUGUCUGCACUGGAACUAUCGAUACCAUAGCUGCAUUCCUUGCGGCCCGUGCUACACAACCGGGAAAAGCUGUAAACACUCUGCCACACUUUUUGAAUCAGUAUGUAAAACUAAAUUCUGGCUUAGCCAUCCUGCUACUGAGCACCAAAAGGGUCGAGGACACGAGGUAUGGAGUCUACAGCCACCGUCUUGAUGACAAGUGGCUAGUUGGAGGAGCUUCCAACACUGGUGGAGCUGUUCUUAGACGGCUUUUCAGCGAUGAGCAAUUACAGAGACUGAGCGGAGAAAUCGAUCCCGCGGUGGCAUCUCCUCUGGAUUAUUACCCUCUUCAGAGUGCUGGCGAAAGAUUUCCGGUGGCUGAUCCCAACUUGGCUCCCAGGUUUGACUGCUUCCUCUCUCAGGGUAUUCAUUUGUCCAAUUUCUAA